Messenger RNA from Talpa occidentalis (Iberian mole), 2768 nucleotides. RefSeq names its product sushi domain containing 3 (gene SUSD3). NCBI's taxonomy places the organism in Eukaryota, Metazoa, Chordata, Mammalia, Eulipotyphla, Talpidae. Gene Ontology annotation, cellular component: plasma membrane. Bases 12 to 800 code for a protein of 262 amino acids. The record is from RefSeq and is a predicted model, not a curated record. The transcript has 5 exons.
GAUCGCGUAGGAUGCGCUGGGCUGCGGGGACCCUCCACCGCCGGGCGAGGACCCGGGGGCGCGCGUGGUCCGCUACCCUAGCCCCGACGAACAACACAGGAACAUGUGCUCAAGUGCAGCCACCCCCGCGGGGCACCAUCCAAGUCCUUCGUGGAAAUGGCACUUCUGUGGGGACUGUCAUCAUGUUCCACUGCCCCUCAGGGCACCAGAUGUUGGGGUCCGGCCUUCUCACCUGUACUUGGAAGGGGAAUAUCGCCGAGUGGUCUUCAGUGGCCCCUGUGUGCAAGUCUGUGCCACCAUCUGAGACCUUUGGCUUUAAGGUGGCUGUGAUCGCCUCCAUUGUUAGCUGUGCCAUCAUCCUUCUCAUGUCUGUGGCCUUCCUCACCUGCUGCCUGAUAAAGUGUAUAAAGAGGAGUGAGCUGAGGCGCGCUGACAGGGUGGCCCAGCUGUGGCUCCAGCUGCGUGGUGAGGACCUGGAGACAGUGCAGGCUGCUUACCUGGGUCUCAAGAGUCCGAACAGCAAUAGCAGCUCACAGCCCAGGAGCUGGCUCAGCCAGGUUCAUGACAACCAAAGCUUCACCACAGACUUUGGUGAGGGCACCAGAGAGGUGGCUGGCCUGGCCCACAGUGUGAACAAGGACCCAUGGACCCUGGGACCUGGUGCUCUGAACCCCAUUGGCACUACUGGCUUCCCCGACACUCAGAGGAUGAUGCAUACAACAAAUAUGGGGCAGAUUGUGCCUGCCUCCAGACUCACCUCAGGAAUCUGCAGACAGCCCAUGGCCUAUGUCCCCGGAUGACCACAGCCAAGGACUCUCUCACUUGUGGGGGUUGGGGGCAUUCACAACUUGACGUGUCCAGCUUGAGAUUGGUCAUGAAGUCAGCUUCUGGCUUAAGGAUCUUUCAGGACUCCCACCUGGGCACUCAAGGGAGGUGUCCUAUCUGGGGGAGCCCAGCCGCAGCAGUUUUUAUAGCUAGGCUCCUUGAAACCAUUGCCUCAGAGGAUCUCAAACCCAGUUGCAGCCUCCCUCUGACCUGGUUCUGGUAAAGAUACAGGGACAGUUUAAGCAAAUCUAGUUUUGCAUAUCAGAGUAGGAAAAUAAACUCAGCAACUUCAGAUGCAUCUUCCUCAUGGGGCGCUGCCUGUGAGAUGGGACUUGAUGAAAUGUCAGCAUCCAGUCUCUAAAAUUAUUGAUCAAGGUUGUAAAAUAAACAGUUCUUUUGAAUGCUGAAAAAUACAAAGGUAAACAUCACUCUCUUGGAUUUCAGUCCCUCUAGAGAAAAACCCCAGGCACACUGGCCUAAAACUAUUAUCCUUUAUUACCGUUUGGGCUCCAGACUUAACCAGUGCUCAGCUGGUGGCCCUCAAGGCCCUUUCUGAGGUGCUGUGGUCAGCUGGUGACUGGCACUGGCUGUGAAAGGCUGGCCAACACAUCAGAAUACGCUGCUGCUGUCUGCAGAGACCUCCGAGGGGCAUGAUCAUCUUACAUCUUGGUGAGAAUUCCAAGUGCAAGCACCAUCUUUCAGGCUCCAGUCAUGUCAUGUCCUUCGCAGUAGGGGUGGCAGCUGGACCUUUUGGUGAAGGAGUGUCAUACCUGCAUAUGUCCAGCCCAGUCUUCCACCUGUCCUGAUCCCAGGUGAGCCCUGUGUGCAUGCCUGUGGGUGUGGCUGUAGUUGGCAGUCUCUCAUGCACACUUGUUUGCUCCAUUUAACAUGACCUUGGGCUCAUUCUGUAGUGCCUUCUGCAUAUUCACCUCCUAAGUGGCUUGGGCUAGCCCCAUCUUCCAGGUUCUCAUCAGUGGAGCGUCACCUCUGUUCUGGGCAGGUUGAACUCCAGUCUAUUACCAUUUGGGGUGUGGACUGUUUAACCAUUGAGGAAAGUGGCUGAGUUUUGCCCUCUGACCUUUCUUCCUGCCUAGAGGGCCUACAGCCAUACUGGGGCCAUGAGGAGAAGGGAGCCCGAUGAACAAGCGGCAGUCCAGAAGGAGCUUGAGCUGCCUCCAGACACAUGGUAAAAUCUACCAUCUUAACCAUUUUGAAGUGUAAAGUUUGGUGGCAUUAAGCACAUUCAACCAUCACCUCCUUCCAUUUCCAGAACUUUCUCACCUUCCCAAACUGAAAUAUACUUAUUUUACAAUAACUCCAUUUUCCUCCCCCAACCCUUGUACCCCCCCAUUCUGCUUUCUUUUAGUCUCUAUGAAUUUGAUGACUAGGGAACUCAUAUGAAUAGAAUCAUCCAGUAUUUGUCCUUUUUUUGACUGCCUUAUCAUAUCUCAUUGAGCAUAAUGUCCUCAAGGUUUAUCCAUGUUGUAGCCUGUGUCAGAAUUUCCUUCCUUUUUUUUUUUUUUAAAGAUUUAUUUAUUUAUACAAGAACCGGGGGACAGGCCAGAUGUGCAGGAGGGUGAAAGGAUUCACCAGAGACAGAGCGGGGAACAGAACAGGCAGACUGACCGAAAUACACUGCUGAGGGGAGCAGCAGGCGAGACAGGAGAGGUCUGCUUGCCAUUUGGGCAUCUCCGCGGCCAGCAGAGAUCCAAUCAGCACUGCAGAGGCUGCGGACAGCUUCUCAGCACUGUGCUCAACCACUUGCACCACCAGGAAGGCCCAGAAUUUCCUUCCUUUUUAAGACUGAAUAAUAUCCCACUGUAUGAGUGGACCACAUUUGGUUUAUUCAUUCACUGUUGAUGGACACUUGGGUUGUUCUGCCUUUUGGCUAUUGUGAAUCACGCUCUGAACAUGAAUGUACAAGUAUCACUUAAGUUCCUACU